AUGGCGGAUACAGAUGGACAUCAGGCGGCCAUAAUCAUCUCAUGGCUACUGGGCUGGAUCUACUUCCUGGCAUGGACGAUAUCUUUCUUCCCGCAAGCCGUCCUAAACAUACAAAGGAAGACGACCCAAGGCCUACUACCAGACUUCCCGCUACUGAACUGCUACGGGUUCUCGUGCUACACUCUGUCAACCGCAUUAUUCCUCUUCUCACCACAAAUCCGCGCGCAGUACGCAGCACGACACACAGUCUCUCCAGAACCAACUGUUCGCAUCAAUGAUUUGGCAUUUGGGGCCAUUGGCCUGACGAUGAGCGUGGUCACCUACUCGAUGUUUUGGCCCCGGCUGUGGCGUUGGGAGCACAAGCCGGGCGUUCGCAGGCAUGUGAAUUCGAUUACCAUGGGCCUAAUCUGGGGAAGUUUCAUCGCACUCCUGACGACCAUCAUCAUCGUGGUCUCGAAAGGGACGGCGGGCGAUGCUCGAGGGUGGGCAUGGAUUGAUGUGGUCUAUACGAUGGAGUACAUCAAACUCGUCAUGACAGUUUUCAAGUACAUACCCCAGGUAGUGGCCAAUUUCCGCCGCAGGUCGACGAUCGGUUGGUCCAUUACCCAGCAGCUUCUGGAUUUUACGGGCGGUAUUGGCAGUCUGCUUCAGCUUGUGAUUGACAGCAGCUUGCAGAGUGAUUGGUCUGGCCUGACAGGGAAUCCGUUAAAGUUCGGUCUUGCGAACAUAUCCCUGGUGUUCGACAUCAUCUUCAUUUUGCAGCACUUUGUUCUGUUUGGACCGGUUGAGGAGAGCACCCCAAAGGACGACCAGUCCCGUGAUGUGAUAGACGAUAGAGAACCGUUACUCCCAGGCGGGACGAGGGCGUAG
This is a messenger RNA of Zasmidium cellare ATCC 36951, 870 nucleotides long. RefSeq lists its product as uncharacterized. Gene Ontology annotation, cellular component: fungal-type vacuole; vacuolar membrane. The record is from RefSeq and is a predicted model, not a curated record. Lineage: Eukaryota; Fungi; Ascomycota; Dothideomycetes; Mycosphaerellales; Mycosphaerellaceae. Gene Ontology annotation, molecular function: L-cystine transmembrane transporter activity. Gene Ontology annotation, biological process: L-cystine transport. The transcript has 3 exons. Bases 1 to 870 code for a protein of 289 amino acids.